This is a messenger RNA of Pieris macdunnoughi, 1938 nucleotides long. Lineage: Eukaryota; Metazoa; Arthropoda; Insecta; Lepidoptera; Pieridae. The record is from the annotation of a GenBank genome assembly.
AUGCGUCAUAAGUUGUUAAGCGGAAAUAAUGAACAUAUACCAAUCUUGCCAAAAAGCAUGGAUACUAAAGCGUGUGUCGAUAAAUGCAAGGUAAAAGAAGAUAAUAGUGCAAGAUAUAAAUGUGAAUAUGAUGGGUGUGAGAGAACAUAUAGUACAGUUGGUAAUCUACGAACCCACUUGAAAACACACACAGGCGAGUACAGGUUCACAUGUCCGAUGCCAUCAUGUAAUAAGGCGUUUCUCACAUCCUAUAGUCUCAAGAUUCAUGUGCGAGCCCAUACAAAGGCAAAACCAUUUGCAUGUAAUAUGGGAAAUUGUAAUAAGGCAUUCAACACUCUAUACAGAUUGAGAGCUCAUCAAAGAUUACACAGCGGUGAUACAUUUAAUUGCAAGGCUGAGGGUUGUACAAAGUUCUUUACGACGUUAAGCGAUUUGAAGAAACACAUACGAACACACACACAGGAGCGGCCGUACAAAUGUGGAACAGACGGUUGCGGUAAAUCAUUCACCGCGUCUCACCAUUUGAAGGCACAUGCGCGUACGCACACGGGCUCGAGGCCGCACGCGUGCGCCGCGCCAUCUUGCGGAAAACACUUCGCCACGCCCACAAGUCUAAGAGCCCAUGCUGCUAAACAUCAGACAGAAAGUGAGCCGCACCCAGUUAAAGUACCAGAACCCCUUCCCAGUAAACCGCCAGAUGGGAUGAAUUGGGAUAGCCUCCUCGAAUCCUUCGGAAAAAUCACCACAGAGUCCAACUCUACUGACGGCAGCCUAGACGAUAUUAACCCUCUCUCUAACAACGUCGACAUAACCGAACUACUUUUUGACAACACUAACGAUAACGCUAACUACGACAUCACUAAUCUUGACCUAAUCCCCUUCGAUGAUAAGACCAAGAAAAUCGACUGGAAUAAAAAUAUGGACAUCAAACCCAAAGCGAUGCAAUUAGCCCUAGCCAACGAAGUGGAACUGCAGGCGCCGUGGAUUGACGUCACAGCUUUAGCGGCUUCCAUACAAGAAACCCCAGUCAGCAUCAAAGAGAAAACACCAGAAAAUAUAUUCACCCUUGCCACUUUUGUCCCCACACACAUGCAAAGUUACAUAGACCUUAAUUCAGAAGUACCUACAGCGAAUGUCGAAACUUUCGACCUAGAUACGCCUAACAUACUAGAUGUCAGCGAUAAAGUGUUUAAUGACAGUGAAUUGGUAACGAAUUUCGAUCGUCCAACCGAAAUAGAUUUUCUUAAACCCGGUCCUUCGAUUGACAGAUCUCUAAAUACGCCACCCCCAAAAGUUCAGCACAAUAUUGAAAUUAAUCCUUCCAACUCCGUACUGUUUAAUACGGAUCUCGCUUUAGAGGACACACUUCUAUUUGACAAUGAACCCCCAUCCGAUAUGUAUGUGGUUAGGACAGAGAACAUAUUCGGCAAACAGAAGAGGAAUGCUCUAGAACAAUUAGCGGCCGAUGCAGGCAUUUGUUCCUGCGUUGAUUGUAAGUGCGAUCCCAAUGGUAAUUGCUCUAACGACGUAAAAUCAAUUAUCAAAGAUUGUUGUGAAGAUAAAUGCUCAUGCGUGAACUGCAAAUGCAAUCACGCCGAAAUGAAAUGCGCAGUUGGAUGCGGUAAAGCCACAGAUACAAACCACAACACGUUCUUAGAUUAUCAUAAACGACAUAAUAAUUCAAAUUUAGAAGAGUAUGGAGUAUAUACGCACGAGUGCUACGAUGACACACCGGCCAGUGUCGCCGAGAGCUUAAAGAAGUUGACAUGUUCUUGUGAUACAGAUAAUAACACCUGCUGUCAAACCAAUGACAAAAGAGAUAAAAAAUCUUGUUGCGUUACUAUUUGUAUUAAAAAUGUGGAGACCUUUAAACGUUUUCUUAAUAAUGAUUUGUUAACGGCUUUGAAGACACCAAGUUUUAAUAUGACAACAAGUUAG